AGAUGGUUAGCCGACCAGGAAAGUAAGAAGUGUUCGGUCCCUUCAGAGUGGUGGACUGCUGGAUUGGGCGACGGCAAUCGACUCUCGACGGAAUCCCUAGUCCAAGUUAAUUCUUCAGCCCAAGAGCUGAAGUCGUAUUUUCGAAAGAACACCUUCAUAGUCACAGAGUGCGAAUCAUAGUAUAUAAGCAGAAGCAGUUGAUUGAGGAAGUUCUGGAUCGACAGUCUUGAAGGAUAAUAUUUCAGGUUCCUUGCAGCACUCAUAUAACCAUAGUACCAUUCCUUCAAAAUGAACUGCCAAUAUGGCGAAGAUCAUGGUGAGGUGACUGUGAUGGGAUUUGAAGUUCCAAGAUCGCCCGAUUCAAGCUACAACAAUGCCUAUCCCGGGAACGCAGAUGAGGGGCAGGACCCACCACCAUUACCUCCCCACCUUCACCAGACCGUGCUAAAUGAAUCGCCAGCAGAAAGUAACCAAUGCGGAGCGCUCACGUCACCGCAGAAUGUGGUCCUAAAUCAUCUUUACAUUGAGAGCAGCAAAAAUGAAACGCCGAGAACUGUCGUGGCUUUAGGCACAACACAGCGUUUCCGUUCAAAAUAUGUUACAGUCGUGCUUUACAAACCCGUCCCUCGAAGGGUAGGCGGUAGUGUCUGAAGUGAAAUUGUUGUAACUUUUUCUAUUUUUAGAUGUCGGAGUUUCACCUUUUAGUUUUACACCGCAUGUUAAUAUGUGGAUAAAAUAUUGAUUCAAGAUCUUAACUAGUUAAGAGUAUUAUUACCUUUUGUACUAUGUGGUAUAAUGGUGUAUACUUAUG
Messenger RNA from Cuscuta epithymum, 811 nucleotides. Lineage: Eukaryota; Viridiplantae; Streptophyta; Magnoliopsida; Solanales; Convolvulaceae. The record is from the annotation of a GenBank genome assembly.